Molecule: messenger RNA, 3387 nt
Organism: Larimichthys crocea (large yellow croaker)
Lineage: Eukaryota; Metazoa; Chordata; Actinopteri; Sciaenidae
Gene: fgfr1a
Product: fibroblast growth factor receptor 1a
Exons: 18
Coding region: 329-2836 (835 amino acids)
Biological process (GO): positive regulation of kinase activity; positive regulation of cell differentiation; protein phosphorylation
Cellular component (GO): signaling receptor complex; plasma membrane
Molecular function (GO): ATP binding; fibroblast growth factor receptor activity; fibroblast growth factor binding
Source: RefSeq, a predicted model, not a curated record
CCGGAGGAUGAUGCGCAUACUCUCAGAUUUAAGGGGGGAGGUUCGGAGCUCCGGACGGUCUGUGUCGGUGUUCAACGGCGUUUCUGUCCGCCAGGAAUGAUCAAAAAAAAGACUUUUUAACAGCCGCGCGUUUGUCAAACGACACGGUAACGGAACCACGGUUCGGACAGUGAGUUCAGAGCCGGCUGAAGAACUUUUCUCCGUGUUUUUCUGUCGGUAUCUCGGAGGAGAAGAAGGAGGAGGGGGGGACCGGAGAAACGGCUGCCCGCGUCCGCGACGUCUCUGUUCGGUUACCGUCCAGCGUCGCCCUGUGAAUGACCCGGCGCUGAUGCCCCAAAGGUCUGAAUGGAGUUGCAGUCGCAGAGCAGCCAGCAGUUGUAGCUCCCUCAGCAGGAUGCUGAUGAGGCCAAGUGUACUUCUGUUUCUGGCUUUAUUCGCCCAAGUUCUCCGGACGCAGUGCCGACCCGCCAGCACAGAUGAAGUCUCUGUGGAAACACAAGCAGAGCUCUUCACGCUCUACCUUGGCGACCGUCUGGACCUGACCUGCCCGGCCAGGGACUCCCUGCACGCUGUCAACUGGACCAAAGACCAUGUGGCGGUGACGGACGGAGAACACACGCGCAUCCGCAACGGCCAGCUGGAGAUCGAGACCGCGGAGCUGACGGACUCCGGGCUGUACGCGUGCACCACCUUCGGCAACCACAGCGUCUACUUCAACGUCACAGUCGACACCCUGGCCUCCCACGAGGACGACGAUGAGGAUGAAGAGUCUUCGUCAGAAGAAGCCAAACUGCUGGGCAGUCAAAAACUGCUGCCGAUGGCCCCACAAUGGGCUCAUCCAGAAAAAAUGGAGAAAAAGCUUCACGCCGUCCCGGCGAGUAAGACCGUGAGGUUUCGAUGCCAGGCCAGCGGCAACCCAAUGCCCACCCUGAAGUGGUACAAGAACGGCAAGGAGUUCAAGAGGGACCAUCGCAUCGGAGGCUUCAAGGUCCGUGACCACGUGUGGACCAUCAUCAUGGAGUCUGUAGUGCCCUCUGACAAGGGCAACUACACCUGCGUGGUGGAGAACCAGUACGGCAGCAUCAAUCACACCUACCAGCUCGAUGUAGUCGAGCGCUCGCCGCACAGGCCGAUCCUGCAGGCCGGGCUUCCGGCUAAUCGCACGGCGGUGGUGGGAAGCGACGUGGAGUUCGAGUGCAAGGUGUUCAGCGACCCUCAGCCUCACAUCCAGUGGCUGAAGCACAUCGAGGUCAACGGGAGCCGAGUCGGCCCUGAUGGUUUGCCGUAUGUCCGCGUGCUCAAGCAUUCAGGGGUCAAUAGCUCCGACGCUCAGGUGCUGACCCUCUACAAUGUGACUGAGGAGGAGAAUGGAGAGUAUAUAUGUAAAGUGUCCAAUUAUAUAGGAGAGGCCAAUCAGUCGGCCUGGCUGACUGUCACCAGAUAUGAGCCCACAGCCGUCCCGCACUACCCUCCGGCCAACCACACCUACCUGGAGGUCGUCAUCUACUGCGUGGGCUUCUUCUUCAUCGCCGUCAUGAUCGCCAUCGCGAUUAUUGUGAAGAUCCGCACCUCGUCGAAGAAGAGCGACUUCAACGGCCCGCUCGCCGUCCACAAGCUGGCCAAGAGCAUCCCGCUGCGCAGACAGGUAACAGUGUCUGUGGACUCGAGCUCCUCCAUCCACUCCGGUGUGAUGCUGGUUCGUCCUUCCCGCCUCUCCUCCAGCGGAUCUCCGAUGCUGUCAGGGGUGUCCGAGUACGAACUACCCCAGGAUCCCCGCUGGGAGCUUCCCCGGGACAGGCUCGUUCUCGGGAAGCCGCUGGGCGAAGGCUGCUUCGGUCAGGUGGUGAUGGGAGAGGCACUCGGCCUCGACAAAGAGAAGCCGAACCGUGUCACCAAGGUCGCGGUGAAGAUGUUGAAAUCCGACGCCACAGAGAAAGACCUGUCAGACCUGAUUUCAGAGAUGGAGAUGAUGAAGAUCAUCGGGAAGCACAAGAACAUCAUUAAUCUGCUGGGAGCCUGCACACAGGACGGUCCUCUGUACGUGAUAGUCGAGUACGCAUCCAAGGGCAACUUGCGGGAGUACUUGCGAGCUCGGCGCCCGCCGGGCAUGGAGUACUGCUACAACCCGGACCAGGUUCCCGUGGAGAACAUGUCCAUCAAAGACCUCGUGUCCUGCGCUUACCAAGUGGCCCGCGGCAUGGAGUAUCUGUCCUCCAAGAAGUGCAUCCACAGAGAUCUCGCCGCUCGCAACGUUUUGGUGACGGAGGACAACGUGAUGAAAAUAGCCGACUUUGGCCUGGCGAGGGACAUCCACCACAUCGAUUACUACAAGAAGACCACGAACGGUCGUUUACCCGUGAAGUGGAUGGCUCCUGAAGCUCUGUUCGACCGGAUAUACACCCACCAAAGUGACGUCUGGUCAUUCGGGGUGCUGCUUUGGGAGAUCUUCACCCUGGGUGGCUCUCCGUACCCCGGCGUCCCCGUGGAGGAGUUGUUCAAGCUGCUGAAGGAAGGUCACCGAAUGGACAAGCCUUCGACGUGCACUCACGAGCUGUACAUGAUGAUGAGGGACUGCUGGCACGCCGUGCCCUCUCAGAGACCCACGUUCAAGCAGCUGGUGGAGGAUCUAGAUCGCUGCCUGGCCAUGACGGCCAACCAGGAGUAUCUGGAGCUGUCGGUGCCUCUGGAUCAAUACUCCCCGAGCUACCCGGACACCCGCAGCUCCACCUGCUCUUCAGGUGAGGACUCGGUGUUCUCCCACGAUGCCGGCGCCGAGGAGCCGUGCCUGCCAAAGUUCCCUCCGCACUCGAACGGGGCGGCCAUUAAGAAACGCUGAUACCUCAAAUCCUCAAUUCAGACUUUAAAAAAACAAAACAAAACAAACAUUUCCUCCGCUCCCUGCCGGCCUCACGGGGCCGGACUCACAUUCAUACAUUCCCAGAGAUGAAGCUAAAAAAAAUUAAAAAAUAAACACUGGUGCUCUGUGAGGAGGGAGCUCGGAGGAUGAGGAGGGAGGGAGGAGGACACCUCAGAGUCGGAUCACGUGGACUGAAACCCGUCAGCCGGAUCCGGCUCCUCGGUGGCGUUCAUGGGGCACUUUGUAUGAACUGUUUGGGCAUUCCACGGGUCAGGACGGGAUGAACGGACCGACGACGGCGACGACGAACGCGCGUCGAGUUUUUGUUUCAUUCAGACCAAAUCCAGAGACGAGCGACGUCUCUGCUUCAUUCACUACUCACCUUUUGUAAAUACAGUUAGAAAAUUAUAAAUAUGAAUAUAUAUUUACAUUGUACUCUUAUUUUUAUGACAUAAUUGAUUUAUUUCUUUUGUACUUUUUGUUUUUUUUAAUAUAGUCUGUAGGGGCAGUUGUUACACGAGAAUAUUUUA